UCAUUGUUUUUCAGUACCUAGGCUACGUGUCAAGUCUUUAGUGAAAUGGCGUCAUGACACGCUAUAUUUAACGAAUACUUUCGGUAUGUGCUGUUCAUAGCCUCUUUCUCUAAGAACGUGCAAUGUUGUAGCAAUAUUUCGUAUGGCUAACCAUGAUGUAGCACAGUAUCCGGCGGCGGCAGUUCAUCUACAGUAUACAUCUCAUCGGUCGAAGCAGUUUAUUUUAAGACCUCGAUUACAGCGGAAACCGUGCCGGGAGCGCUUUCCUGCGCACUUUCAUUUUCGCUAUGUUCGCCUGAACAGUCGUGGGUGCCCUUAAUUCAGAAUAACAGGAAAUCUAUUUAAACGCUUUUCUUGCUGCAUGUAAAUCUCUACAAACUGCUUUAUUUCGCUUUGUCUAUGUUAAGUCGACGUCAAUUUACACGAUUUAAUAAUAUGCUACGCAGCCACUUCGCUCAUUAUGGUGACUUCAUGAAACGGACCCAGCGCUAAUCUGCGUAGACAUUUUCACAAAACUAAAAAAGAAAUAAAUAAAUAAAAUAGCGCUACCUGAACUAAAAUGGAUCCUGACUCUAUUGCUGUGGCAGAUGGAGUGACACCCGGUCUGUCUGAGCUGAGGAUUGUGCUGCUGGGGAGGACUGGAGUGGGGAAGAGUGCAGCAGGAAAUACCAUCCUGGGCAGAGAGGCCUUUGAAGAGGAGUGUGUCAGAGUGUCCAUGAGGUCAUUAUGUGAAACGCAGAAGGGCGUGGUGGCCGGAAGGAGGAUAACUCUGAUUGACACCCUGGGGCUUUGUGACGAAGAAGUCCCUGACCAGCGACUCAGAGCUGAGGCAAAAGAGUACAUCGCCCUGGCCGCCCCGGGACCGCACGUGUUCCUGCUGGUCGUCCGGCUGGGGAGAUUCACAGAGGAGGACAGGAGCGCUGUGAGGUGGAUCCAGGAGAACUUUGGUGCAGAAGCAUUGAGCUACAUGGUGGUGCUGUUCACAGGGGGAGACCAGCUGGACAAACCAGUGGAGGAGAUUCUGAGUCCCAGCAGUGACCUACAGGAGCUCAUCAGCAGCUGUGGAGGGGGAUACCAUGUCUUCAACAAUAUGGACAAUUCCAACCCCACUCAGGUACCACGGCUGCUGGAGAAGAUAGAGGCCACUGUGGAGAGGAACGGCUGGUGGUGUUAUACUAGUGAGAUGUACGAGGAGGCUCAGAGAAAGAGGAGAGAAGAAGAGGAGGGAAAGCCAGCAGAGACCGAAAGAAAGAGAGGAGAGGAGGAGUAACCGGACCAUGAUGUGAGAUGAGAAAGUCCUCUACUGUUUAAGAGUAGAAACAGCAGCUGACAUGGGAGCGGGAGACUGUUUUAAGCUUUCAUGACCCUUGAAGAGUGGCUGGGUAGGUCAGGCAAAAGUAAAAUGUAAUGCCAUUCCUUAAAAGUAGCUUCCAAAAUUCGGCCGUGAACUAGUUGUCUGUCUGUCUGCCUGUCUGUCUCAGUGUGGUUCUGGCUAGCUCACUAUGUGUCACUGUCACAGCCCCUUACCAAUGUUUCUGCGUUUGCAGCCCCUUCAGCGAUCAUGUUGCUCUAAAAAUACCUCCACUUUUUGUCUUUGUGAUAGUAAGGAUUCAGGUUAGUUGGCCAUACGGACAUGAGUGGUUUUCAUUGGACAGUCCGUAUUUUUACAGAUGCAGCUUUCCUGCCAGCAAACUACAGGCCUGCCAUUAGGUUAUUAUCUAGUUUAUUGUUUUGGCUUCAUAGUUUUGUGUCACAAAUUUAUAUACUUUACUGUUACCCCACAGAGAAAAGGUGUGGUCUGGUCUGCUCUGAACUGUUACAUAUUGUUACUUCAUUUCUUACCUCAGGUUGGCAUUUUGCACAGAUAGCUUGAUUUCCCUUCACAGCCUGGUCCACUACCUAAACUUAGGUUGCCAGGUAACCUUGCCAGAUGGGCACUACAGUUGUAACCACCAAAAAUAACCCAACGGUUCAUCAAUCACACCUGCCAAACCUCACUUCAUGGUGUGACUACAAUGUGAAUACACAUGUGCUGCCUGAGUAUAGUGCCAGUUAGAAGGCAUCUGACUAUUUCAAUAAAGGUCACAGAUACAAUGCAGAACGAACUGCAAAUUGCAACAGUUAAAAGGGUAGAAAACUUGUAUUUUUUAAAACAAGGCAAGCAUGUGCUGUUCCAAAUGUGUAAUCUUUAUCUUCACACCACAGUAGGGUGGUAGAGGCUCAGCUCACUGCGAUUAUCAGUGCUGUUUACAACAUAACUCACAAAACCGAGCCUGCAGCGGCAUUGCUUUCUUUGUCCUCUAAACCUUUUUUACACAGACGUAACCUACAUAAAGCAGGUGAACGCUGUUUUUGCAAGGCUGCACAGCCAUUCUGAUCUGAAACUGAAAACCGGCACUGAUGUCAGUAAGCAGUUUCAAGUUAUUUUCAUUAAGUUAUCGCAGGAAAAGCUGGUUUGAAGAGCUACUGUAUGUGUGGUAUAAUUUGUAUUUUGAGGGCAAACACCCAUAUCCUGGGUGCCUCAUACUGUGCAUAUGGAUCUACAUUAAUACACCAAUGAGCUUCAGACUGUACAUGAUUGAAUAUUAAAUAUGCCAUUUCAGAGACAUAAGGUAGAUCACCUUACUUUUGAUUUACACAAGUCCUAAUGACAGUGGUCGGGAUUUAAGAUACAGUACAUUAAUAUGUGAGACAGUCUCAGGAAGCCAGGCUUAAAUUUAACGUAAACUUGAUGUAAAGAUGAAUUAUGUUGAUUUCUAAUUUUUAAAUGUAAGCUUGCCUACCUUUUUUCCUGGUAUGUACAGCCAUCAAUAAACAUACAAGCAUAUAUUUCAAAUAAAGUUCUUACAGUUAUUCCAGUACAAGAU
This is a messenger RNA of Megalops cyprinoides (Indo-Pacific tarpon), 2867 nucleotides long. RefSeq names its product GTPase IMAP family member 4-like. Gene Ontology annotation, molecular function: GTP binding. The coding region runs from base 560 to 1270 and encodes 236 amino acids. Lineage: Eukaryota; Metazoa; Chordata; Actinopteri; Elopiformes; Megalopidae. The transcript is spliced from 2 exons. The record is from RefSeq and is a predicted model, not a curated record.